Melampsora larici-populina 98AG31 is the source of this 156-nucleotide messenger RNA. RefSeq lists its product as uncharacterized. NCBI's taxonomy places the organism in Eukaryota, Fungi, Basidiomycota, Pucciniomycetes, Pucciniales, Melampsoraceae. The record is from RefSeq and is a predicted model, not a curated record. Bases 1 to 156 code for a protein of 51 amino acids. The transcript has a single exon.
AUGAUUCCUCUUGAAUUUAUGUUUAGUUCCAUUUCCCCAAAAAUAUUUGUGUCCCUAGUUCUUGACCUAAAAAUUGUGUUGGUCCAAGCAAAUGUUUCUUUCAACAAAUCACCCCAAUUUGUUGUCCUCAGACCACCCGAGCUCAGCUCAAAUUAA